AUGUCACGCCCACCUCGUCAUGGGAAGAGCAACGGCGGGGCGGAAAGAGCAGCGGCGGCCGCCAUUCCCCUUCAUAGACAUGUGGUGCUGGCGCUGGAUGCCCAUGGAGCCUUGAUCUCCCACUACUCCACAAGCAACCUGCCACGAAGGAGCAAGGACGAUGUUGCGCAAGUAGUAGCGGUGACGGCCGAUUGCAUUCCAUCCUUGAGUAAGUCGAAAAUCGAGGAGCAUGAACAGAAGGUAAACGGAUACCAAGCUGAACUUGCAGCCCGCAUUAAGGCCAAAUACUUCUCUAAUAAGGCUUUUGACGGAGGAAAAAUCUUUGAAGAAGAAACUAUUGUUGAAGGUGAAACCAUCCGUUCAAGUAGGUGGCCAUGUACAAGUUCGUACGCGGACCCGGUAAAUUUUCUCCGAGAGAAGAAUAGCCAUGAGAAGAGGGAUUCUCCAUCUGUGGUAGCUGAAGCUUCACCAAAGAAUAAUGAAGGUGUUUUGGCAACAGAAAACAAUCUAACACCUGGCAAGAGAGAGGCAUCAAAGGAGACCUGA
Molecule: messenger RNA, 546 nt
Organism: Triticum turgidum subsp. durum (durum wheat)
Lineage: Eukaryota; Viridiplantae; Streptophyta; Magnoliopsida; Poales; Poaceae
Source: the annotation of a GenBank genome assembly